AUGUCUCAAUACGCCCUCUACGCAUUCGACGCAGCGGCUCACACGUCAGAAGAGGCGAAGCGGUCCGACGUGACGACUCCCUUUGCGAUGAUCGCCGCCCUCUCCGUCAUCUGCUUCAUGCAAUGGGGCGUCAUCGUGGCACUCACAUUCUGCAUCCAGGACCCAGAGAACCUGCUUUCAAAAGACACGGUGACAGGCGGGGACUUUGCAGAGGUGCAGAUUCUGUGGGACGUAUUCUAUGGCAGGUUCGGCAGCGGCACGGGUGCAUGUGUCGUCCUUGGUCUCUUCUUUACUGCUUUCUUCUUUUCCACCAUCACUCUCAUCCUUGCUGCUGCCCGCGUGGGCUACGCCUUGUCUCGCGACAGGGGCCUCCCUUUGUCUUUCCUGUGGCGGCGAGUGAGCGCCCACAAGGUGCCGGUGAACGCCAUAGCGUGCACCAGCGCCAUCGCCAUCGUCUUCCUCAUGCCGCUGCUCGGAGGCUCCGUGGCCUACUUUGCCGUGACGGGGAUGGCGACGGUGGGGUGGUUCGGCGCGUACGGAGUGCCGGUCUUCUUUCGGAUUAUCCAGUCUGACAGGGACUUUUCUCCGGGGCCCUUCUAUCUUCCCAACUACAUCGGGCACAUGGGCGGGUGA
This is a messenger RNA of Closterium sp. Naga37s-1, 633 nucleotides long. NCBI's taxonomy places the organism in Eukaryota, Viridiplantae, Streptophyta, Zygnematophyceae, Desmidiales, Closteriaceae. The record is from the annotation of a GenBank genome assembly.